GGCACAUUCCAGCCGCCGCCGGCGGAGACUGCAGCGUAGUGUUAGCGGCCGGCACCGAGCCGCCGCCGGCCGCCAGUUCUCGGAGAGACGCGGCGCGGGGAGGACGUGCCACCGCCGUGUCCGUACACCGACUGCCGACAGUGAGAGCGAGUGAGAGACGCACACCAAUGUGGUGAGAGACGGUGUCGGUGAGAGAGAGACCAGCGAUGACGCGUCUGUGGGCGCUGCUCGUGGCGCUGGCCGCGGCGGUGGCAACCGUCCCGGACUGUGAGAGGACCGACCGGACGCGGCCGGGACAUGUGCUCUGUGAGCCGCGCACGCUGGGACUAAUGGACCGGCUGUCGGAGGAGGCCGCGGUGGCCGCCGCGCCGGUGACCUCGCUGACGGUACGCUGCAGCAGCUCGGAGGAGGAGAGCUUCAUCACCAACGGCACGCUCUCCGGUCUGGAGACGCUCACCGAGCUGACGCUGGAGCGGUGCCGGCUGGCGGAGCUGCCGGCCGCGCUGGCCGAGCUGACGCGGCUGCGCUCGCUGACGGUGCGCACCUUCAGCGACUCGGUCGGUCUGGUGGUGGCUGACAGCGCGCUGCACGGCCUCGGCGCCCUCCAGCAGCUCGAGCUGAGCCACAGCCGGCUGACGGAGCUCCCGGUCGGCCUGCUCUGCUCGCUCCCCGGCCUGCAGAGGCUCAACGUGUCGCACAAUCGGCUCCAGGAGGUGGCCGAGCUCGGUCUGACGGCUGGCUGCCAGCUGCCGGACCUGGUCUCGCUCGACCUCAGCCACAACCAGGUGACGGCCCUGCCGAGCGGCGCGCUGGCGGCACUGCCAGCGCUCACGGAGUUAUCGGUGAGCCACAACGCCCUGGAGCUCCUCGGGGCCGGGGCGCUGUCCGGCCUGCCGACGCUGCAGAAGCUCGAUCUGUCGGACAACGCGCUCAGCACGACGCCGGCCGAGCUGCUGCAGCCCACCCCGCGGCUCGCCGAGCUGCGGCUGGCGCGCAACCGGCUGUCGCAGCUGCCGGCGGCGCUGCUGCGCGGGCUGCAGCGGCUGCUGGUCCUCGAGCUGGCCGGCAACCGCUUCAGCGCUACCUGGAUCAACUCGGAGACGUUCGCCGGCCUCAAGCGGCUGCUGGUACUCGACCUGGCGCACAACCGGCUCGGCCAGAUCGACGCGUCCGUGUUCGCCGGUCUGUACAGCCUGCAGAGUUUGCAGCUGCACCACAACCAAAUCGACGACGUGGCGCCCAAUGCGUUUGAGGCGCUCUCCAACCUGCACACACUCAGCCUGUCCCACAACAAACUGCACAGGAUCGGACCGCUCAGCCUCAACGGGCUCUUCGUGCUGAACACGCUGUCUCUGGACAACAACAUCAUCGACUACGUCCACCCCUCGGCCUUCAGCAACGUCAGCAGCCUGCAGGAGCUCUCGCUGAGCGACAACCGACUGACGCAGGUGCCGGAGGCGGUGAGUGACCUGCAGCUGCUGAAGGUGCUGGACCUGGGCAACAACUACAUCUCGGCAGUGGGCGGCGCCCAGCUCGCCAGCAUGCAGCAGCUAUUCAGCCUCCGGCUCGAGGGUAACGUGCUCACCGAGGUGACGCACGACAUGCUGCGCGCCCUGCCGCACGUGCGCAUCCUGAACUUGUCCGGAAACCGGAUCCAGCGCGUGGAGCCGGGCGCGUUCGAGUCGAGCGGCGCCCUGGAGGCCGUCCGACUGGACGCCAACCAGCUGACGCAGAUCGACGGCCUGUUCGCCGGCCUGUCACGGCUGCGCUGGCUCAACGUCAGCGACAACAGCAUCGCCCGCUUCGACUACGCGUCGGUGCCGCGCGGUCUCGUCUGGCUGGAUCUGCACCGCAACGAGAUCACCGAGCUGAGUAACCGCCACGACAGCGCGGACCAGAUGUCCAUUAGGACUCUGGACGUCAGCUUCAACCGUCUGACGGAACUCUCCGGGUUUCACCUGCCGCGCAGUAUUGAACUUCUUCUGGCCAAUGAUAAUCUGAUUCGGUCAGUCGAACAGUACACCUUCUUCCUCAUGAGUAACUUGUCACGAGUGGAUCUGUUUGCCAACCAGAUAACAAACAUGAACCUAAACGCAUUGCGAUUAAACAUGCCGAACGAAACCGUGCAUAUGCCACAGUUCUACAUCGGCGGAAAUCCAUUUGUUUGUGACUGCAACAUGGAGUGGUUGCAGAGAUACAACCAAAUCAACCACUACAACCACUAUCCCCGGAUUAUGGAUCUGGAGAGCAUUUACUGCCGUCUCAUCUACAACCGCGGCCGCAGCUACGUGCCGCUGGUGGAUGCUGACGCCUCCAUGUUCCUGUGUCCGUACCAGACGCACUGCUUCACCACCUGCCACUGCUGCGACUUUGACGCCUGCGACUGCGAGAUGACGUGUCCGGCCGGGUGCCGCUGCUAUCACGACCAGUCCUGGUCGUCCAACAUCAUCGACUGCUCCAACAACAACUUCGAGGAGAUCCCCGGCCGCCUGCCGAUGGACGCCACCGAGGUCUACCUGGACGGCAACAGCUUCAAGAACCUGUCUGGCCUGACGUUCCUGGGCAGGAAGAACAUGAAGGUGCUCUACCUCAACAACUCUAAGAUCGAGUUCCUUCACAACCAGACGUUCGCCGGUUUGACUCAGCUCACCACCCUGCACUUGGAGUCGAACCUGGUCACCGAGUUCAAUGGUCAGGAGUUCGUCGGUCUGGACCGAUUGCGGGAGCUCUAUCUCCAGGACAACCAGCUAACACGCGUGCAGAACAAAACGUUCGAGCCGUUGCGACAGCUGGAGGUCCUUCGCUUGGACGGCAAUCAGCUGGAGGACUUCUCCGUUUGGGAGCUGGAGAAGAACCCCUACCUGGUGGAGAUUGGCCUCACUGACAACGUCUUGACAUGCGCGUGCGACUACCUGCGCCGCUUCCAGGGCUGGCUGACCGCCAACGCCAAGAAGGUGGUCGACUUCAGCUCGCUGGUGUGCCGGUUCGAGGGAGACGCGGAGGCGCGAGCGAUCUACGGCAGCAACGAGACGUGCUACGAGCGUCCGUCGCGUCGGACGGUGCCGGGCGAGGGGGUGGCCGACUACCUGCCGCUGCUGGUCAGCGCCGCCGUCGUGCUGCUGCUGCUGGCCGCCCUGACAGCCGUCGUGUUCGCCUACCGCGCCGAGCUGCGCGUCUGGAUCUACUCGCGCUGCGGCGUGCGCGUCUGCUACCGCUCGGCGCUCGACGAGGAGCAGGAGCGGCUGUUUGACGCGUUCGUCAGCUACAGCGAGCGCGACAAGGCCUUCGUGCAGCACGUGCUGGCGCCCAAGCUGGAGCACGGCGAGCCGCCGUACCGGCUGGCGCUGCACUACCGCGACUUUGCGCACAGCGCCUACCUGGCAGACACCAUCGUCGAGGCGGUCGAGUCGAGCCGGCGCACCAUCAUGGUGCUCUCGAGGAACUUUAUCGAGAACGAGUGGUGCCGCUUCCAGUUCAAGUCGGCGCACCACGAGGUGCUCAAGGACCGCCAGAAGCGGCUCAUAGUGAUCCUUCUGGGGGACGUGCCGCAGCGCGACCUGGACCCCGACCUGCGGCUCUACCUCAAGACCAACACGUGCAUUAGCUGGGACGACAAACUGUUCUGGGACAAGCUGCGCUUCUCCAUGCCGGACAUACCAAACAACCUGCGAUGCUUGCGCUCCGUAUCUCAUUACUCUGAAGUGGGUGGCUCUAGCUCACAUUAUUCAGAGAUGGAGACUUCAGUAUCGCACUACUCCGAGAUAAGCGAGCUCAAGCAGCACCGGCCCAGUCCCAAGACGAUACCGUCAUUGUGGGAAUGAGACUCGACCAAAUACUUGUGAUGCAUGGGAAGUAGCAGCUGCAGGAAGGCGCACGUCAUGAAGUCUGUGAUAUCAACCACUGCAUCCGGCAUUGUCGGUCGUGCGUCAUCUCGGCAAGGUCUCGUUGUCAUUGGAAUCGUCCCGGACGUCAGAGCCCAGAGGACAGUCGCCAAUCAGUCCAAGCAUGCCUGGCUAAUGGCCUCAGCUGCCAGUCAUCGAGACUGGCACACUGUGUAUGGCGUGCCACUGCAGCUGAGUGACUGUGUGACUAUAAAUGGACUCGGAAUGAGCUGUCAGACUCACUACCGCGAUCAGUGACCUGUGGUGACCUGGCCGGGUGACCUGAGUCUCUCAGUUCGACGGUGCGCUCUGCCGGCGGCGUCUCCCCGUUCCAAGUGAGCUUGUUGUGGUUAUUGCGGAGCGGCCGGCCGGCCGGGCGGCGGUCAGUAUGGGGGGCCGACGGGUCGACCCAGUCGUGACCUGCAUGUGAAGCGGCCGGCAGCGAUAUUGGAGCGGCCGGACCGCGCAGAGCGCCGGAGUCGACAGCACCGGCCGUCGUUUGAUCUCAAACUUGUGAUAUAUUCUGUUGUUAUAUUUAUAUGCGCGCAAUGGCCGAUGUGUGUGAUGUGUGCUGUGUAGACAAGUGUUGCAAUCAAAAUAUAAGUGUUUAUCGAG
Messenger RNA from Amphibalanus amphitrite, 4496 nucleotides. RefSeq names its product toll-like receptor 6. The transcript has 3 exons. Gene Ontology annotation, biological process: signal transduction. Gene Ontology annotation, molecular function: protein binding. NCBI's taxonomy places the organism in Eukaryota, Metazoa, Arthropoda, Thecostraca, Balanomorpha, Balanidae. Bases 207 to 3821 code for a protein of 1204 amino acids. Gene Ontology annotation, cellular component: extracellular matrix. The record is from RefSeq and is a predicted model, not a curated record.